AUGCUGACGUCUCCAGAGCUGAUUAGCGUUACAGCGGAGACAUCACACCCACAGCCCAGAAAAUUGCUGAGUAUGGCGGGAGGACGGGCGGGGGGCGGAGGGGGACUGGGGGUGCAAAUGACAAGGGAGAAAGAAGAGAAGAAACAGAGAGGACCGGGACGAAGUGGAGAGGAGGGGGGGGGGGGGGGGGGGGGGUGUAAAAGCGUUUGGGUGAAAAUGCAUCCUCAACACAUUUGUAAGAGCUUAGCUGUUGGCUACAGGGGGGGAGGCGGGGGGUGA
Knipowitschia caucasica is the source of this 279-nucleotide messenger RNA. NCBI's taxonomy places the organism in Eukaryota, Metazoa, Chordata, Actinopteri, Gobiiformes, Gobiidae. The record is from the annotation of a GenBank genome assembly.